Molecule: messenger RNA, 1992 nt
Organism: Aspergillus caelatus
Lineage: Eukaryota; Fungi; Ascomycota; Eurotiomycetes; Eurotiales; Aspergillaceae
Product: putative alpha-L-rhamnosidase A
Exons: 2
Coding region: 1-1992 (663 amino acids)
Biological process (GO): carbohydrate metabolic process
Source: RefSeq, a predicted model, not a curated record
AUGCGCCUUUCGUGGUCCGCAUGGCUUCUAAGCCCAGCUCUCCUGGCUGUGGCCUGUUAUGGCGUGCCUUACGACGAAUACAUUCUCGCCCCAGCAUCACGCAAUCUCGUUCCCCUUGAAGUUCUUGAAGUCAAUGGCUCCGUUACAAAUCCCUCCUCUCUGACGCAAUCCAGCAGUGGAAAUGCUACGUUCGAUGGACCAGCGUCUGUGACGUUCGAUUUUGGCCGUAAUAUAGCCGGCAUUGUGUCUCUGGACAUUGAGUCCUCAUCCACACGCAAUGCCUUCAUUGGAGUGACUUUCACAGAGUCCAGCUUGUGGAUCAGCAGUCAGGCUUGCGAUGCCACCGCUGAUUCAGGCCUCGAUUCACCACUAUGGUUCCCUGUUGGCCGAGGACCCGGUACAUACACGGCGGAUAAGAAACAAAAUCGCGGCGCAUUCCGGUACAUGACCCUAGUCACCAACACAACUGCUGCGGUAUCUGUCCGCAAUGUUCAGAUCAACUACACCGCCGCUCCAACUCAAGAUCUCCGCGCAUACACGGGCUACUUCCACAGCAACGACGAGCUGCUCAACCGCGUCUGGUACGCGGGUGCAUACACUAACCAGAUCUGUACGAUUGAUCCAAGUACAGGAAAUGCAUUGCCCUUCUUAGGCAUCAUCAACUCGGAUAGUAACAUCACUCUGCCGGAAACUGACCCUUGGUACAGCAACUACACUAUCUCAAAUGGCAGCAGCACACUUACAGACGGUGCGAAACGGGACCGUCUGAUCUGGCCAGGCGACAUGUCAAUUGCACUGGAAAGCGUCUCCGUGAGCACGUCAGACCUCUACAGUGUGCGCACAGCCCUGGAGACUCUACUCUCUCAACAAAAGUCGGACGGCCGUCUACCCUACGCUAGCAAGCCGUUCCGCGAUACUGUGAGCUUCACCUACCAUCUCCACAGCCUCAUUGGCGUAUCAUACUACUACCGACAUUCGGGCGACCGGGAUUGGCUAUCUAAGUAUUGGGGUCAAUACCAAAAGGGGCUGCAAUGGGCACUAUCUAGCGUGGAUAACACCGGACUGGCCAAUAUUACUGCUAGCUCUGACUGGUUGCGAUUCGGCAUGGGAGGCCACAACAUCGAAGCAAACGCUAUUCUCUAUUUUGUCCUCAACGAAGCCCAGGAACUCUCCCAAGCCAUCAACAACCAAAACAAUGCCAACUGGACCAAAAUAGCCAGCGGUAUCAAAUCCGCCGCCAACAAGAAACUCUGGGAUGCCAGCAAUGGUCUAUAUAAAGACAACGAAACGACGACUCUCCAUCCACAAGACGGCAACGCAUGGGCCAUCAAGGCCAACCUCACCCUCUCCACCAACCAAAGCAGCACCAUCUCCUCCGCCCUGAGCUCUCGCUGGGGCAAAUACGGUGCACCCGCUCCCGAGGCCGCAGAUGCCGUAUCCCCUUUCAUCGGCGGCUUCGAAUUACAGGCCCACUUCCUCGCAAACCAACCUCAGAAAGCACUAGACUUUAUCCGUCUUCAAUGGGGCUUUAUGCUUGAUGAUCCCCGCAUGACGAACUCGACUUUCAUUGAGGGCUAUUCCACCGAUGGAACUCUCCACUAUGCUCCGUAUACCAAUGACGCCCGUGUCUCGCAUGCUCAUGGUUGGUCAACUGGCCCCACGGCGGCGCUCAGUUUCUUCACGGCUGGACUGCAUCUCACUGGUCCUGCUGGAGCUACGUGGAGGUUCACCCCACAGCCUGGUGAUUUGACUAGUGUGGAUGCGGGAUACACGACCGGUUUGGGACUCUUUUCGACGACGUUCAAGAGAUCCAACAAUGGAGGUUAUCAGGAAUUGACCUUCACUACCCCACAAGGUACGACAGGUGAUGUAGACCUAGCGGGUACCGAGGGCACACUAGUCUCAGCGAAUGGCGAGCGUAUUUCUCUAGUGAAGGGAACUGCAACAGGCAUUUCUGGAGGAUCAUGGAAGCUGGAUGUUGCAAGUCAAUAG